Pisolithus orientalis is the source of this 1008-nucleotide messenger RNA. RefSeq lists its product as uncharacterized. The transcript is spliced from 2 exons. The coding region runs from base 1 to 1008 and encodes 335 amino acids. Gene Ontology annotation, molecular function: DNA-binding transcription factor activity. Gene Ontology annotation, biological process: regulation of DNA-templated transcription. Lineage: Eukaryota; Fungi; Basidiomycota; Agaricomycetes; Boletales; Pisolithaceae. The record is from RefSeq and is a predicted model, not a curated record.
AUGCUGAAAGGUGCUCGUUACACAUCGUGUUCUUUGAUCGAUUUUUCAAUACAUCUUCCUCAUUGUUCAUCCCACUCAGCUCUUCAGGAAUAUGUUCCCGAGGACUCGAGGGAAACACGUAUCCUCGGCCGAUUUCCGAUGCGUAAUCGCUUCAUCUCCGAUUACAUUUACCGUUCAACCGGAAAGGUCAGAUCCGCCAAGCAGGUGGGCAGUCGUCUUCAACAACUCAGAGACACUGCCGAGGGUCGCCAAUUAAUCGAUUCCCUCACGCGCUGUUAUCGUGCUCCUACUCGGCCUCAAUCAGCCGCUGCCUACUUAUGUUCGAACGCGGGUACUUCACGGUGCCAACCCUCGUCCCCACUCUUGACCGGUGAAACCUUCCUACAUACUAUACCAUCUGACGUUUCCUCCUCCGAUUCAUCCUGCUCCUCCUCACCAUCCUGCUCCCUUACUCCACUAACACCACUAGACAACGUCCUCGUUAUGUCACCACCGCCAUCCACGUCAAAGCAGUCCCAAACUGCAGAUUCAAGGACGCCAGUGUACAUCGAUAUCCUUCCCGACCCUUCAAGCCCCCGCUGGUCAUCCUCAACUCAUUCUAAUUCCCCAUUGUCAUUUUCUGCUACCUCUUCUCCAUCUUCUUCGUCCUCUUCUUCCAUAAGGCCACCGGGUGGCUCUGGGCCGGCGCGCCGCAUGCGCGACAUCGAACCGAUUGUCACCUUCGUAUCACCAACGCCCGUGGUGGGAAAGUCGUCCUAUAUUGUCCUGUUAGAUGGAGCACCCGUGCAUUCGGAGGACACUAAGUUGGAGUAUGUGGGACCUUACUAUUCUCCUGGACCUACUUCCACCUCCACUUCUUCAUCCGUACCUUCGCCGCCGUCGAAAAACGACAGACCAUCGCUGUAUAAUACAGCUUUAGUGCCCAAGUACUGGGACAUAUUGUGUAAAGCUACAGGUCGGUGUUCCACUCAUUCCCGGGGGAAUAUGCUGAUGGGAGUGCUUCCUUAA